This is a messenger RNA of Sodiomyces alkalinus F11, 811 nucleotides long. RefSeq names its product Pre protein translocase Sec Sec61-beta subunit. Gene Ontology annotation, cellular component: Sec61 translocon complex. NCBI's taxonomy places the organism in Eukaryota, Fungi, Ascomycota, Sordariomycetes, Glomerellales, Plectosphaerellaceae. Bases 119 to 457 code for a protein of 112 amino acids. The transcript is spliced from 4 exons. The record is from RefSeq and is a predicted model, not a curated record. Gene Ontology annotation, biological process: intracellular protein transport.
CCACAACCCAGCUUUCAUCAGUUUGCUCGUUCCGCCCGAAUUGAAUCCGUUUAAGCCCUCCUGCCGCGACCUCAGACGACAUUCGAUUUGUUUAUAACUCUCGUCCUUUCAGUUCACAAUGUCUUCCCCCCGUGCCACCUCUCCCGCCGGCGCCCCCGUCAGCUCGGGCUCCAACGUCGCCCGCCCCUCGUCGCCCACCCCGCCGGGCGGUCCCCGUACCGUGAUCCGCCGCCGCGCCGCCGCCGACCAGAAGGAGAAGAUUGCCAAUGCCAGGCCAAGCAGCACCAGGGCUGCCGGUGCUGGCGGCAGCAGCAGCACCAUGCUGAAGCUUUACACCGAUGAGUCGCCCGGCCUGAAGGUCGACCCUGUGGUCGUGCUCGUUUUGUCCCUCGUCUUCAUCUUCAGCGUCGUUGCGUUGCACAUUAUUGCCAAGAUCACCCGGAAGUUCUCCAGCUAAAUGACCGAGCUAUGGUGUAUGCGAGGAGUAGUCGAGGCAAAAUGGGAGGCGGAAAGGAAGAGGCAACGAGGCUCAGGCAAGACGGAGGAUGCGAAGCGCGAUGCUAUCUCUUUUGUCGCGAUGCAUCCUCUUGUCGCCGGGCUGUCGGGGCCAAAACAGGAACAAGCAAAGUUUGCGGGGGGAGACUUUAUUAUUAACGACGAGCGGGCAACGGAGAGGGAGUAAGACAACAUUGACCACGCACACACGCACACAAACGCAGGCGCAGACACAUACGCUCUGCUACUUUCUCUCUCGCUCCCUUGCAGUAAUGGAUGGCGCAUUAUCUUUCCUUGAGGGGUAAAGGAUUGGAGG